CCUGCUUUGUCCUUUGAUCUUUGUUCUGUUCAGCUCCAUGUCCGAUUCUGUUCAACUGGUGCGGGGCCACCAGCCCCUGAUUCAUUCCCGUAGAGUUGCAACUCCCGGAUGCUCCACUCUCCGCCACAUCACCUUCCUUGUCGGCAGCCUCGCCACUCGUUCAAUCAAGAGCUCUCCAUCUAGCCUGACUUUGCCCUGUCAAGCUCCAUCGCGUCAUCUCACUCAGGUCAGAUCGUAUUGCCCGGCAGAGCAAGUGCGACAGCUCAGUUGAACCCUGCCGGUUGUUCAUCUGCUUCUUUACCUUAUUCGGCAACCAUGAGCACCGUUUAGCCACCUGGCUCAUAUAUAACGUCGCUGCUCCCUGCCUGUGUCUGCGAUACAACAUCUCUUCGCACAUAACACAAUGUCUUUACCUGCAAGGACUACUGUUCUUAUCGUCGGCGCCGGUCCCUGUGGAAUGGCCGCUGCACUCUCUCUGUAUCAUCAAGGGAUCAAGGAUGUGGUCAUUGUGGACGCCGUCGAAGCAGGGGAGAACUCUUCGCGCGCGAUGGUGAUCCAGGCCGCAACGCUUGAGGCGCUCAACACCAUCGACUGCUUCGACUUUAUCCUCCCCCACGCGGAGAAGAUCACGCGCGUGGACAUGCACCAGGGGACAUCGGUUCUGCUCACCGCCGACUUCUCGCAGCUGGCGGACAAGACCCAGUUCCCGUUUGGGCUGCUCAUCCCGCAAUCUCAGACAGAGCGCGCCAUGCUCGCCAAGUUGACGCUGCUCGGGAUCCGCGUCUUUCGGCCUUUGAAGGUCGACUCGGCCAAGCAAUCGGACGAGGACUCGAUGGUGGAUGUGCGGUUCGAAUCCGGAGAGGUCGUGAAGGCGAGAUAUGUGAUCGGCGCGGACGGCGCUCGUUCAGUGGUGCGUCACUCCUGGCAUGACGUAACGUCCCAUCGACGCCGCCCUUUCCAAGAUACAAGGCGAAGCAGGCAUCGGAUUCACCGACCCCCAAGGCGAUGGGCCGCGUGACUUUGGCGACGUAUCUCAGAUCGUCUUGGGUGAUGUCUCAUUCUCGAGCCCCCUCCCGCCGGAUACACCCCGCUUCAUGCUCAGCGUCGCGAACAGCAACUUCAUGCUCGUCGCGCAGUUCCCUGCAGACGCCUACCCGGAUGCGACCGGUUCUGUGUACCGCAUCGCAUGCGGCGUGCCCCAGAGCAUGGGCGCGGUGCCCCACGCGCCGGGCAUGGAUUAUCUGCAGAAGGCGAUGACCCGGAUGGCCCCGGAGCCGUUGCGCGCCGCGCGCAUCGACGCCGUGCACUGGUCCUCCCGCUACAAGACACGCUCGGCCAUCGCCGACCGCCCGUUUGUGCGGCUCCCAGGCGGCGGGGUCGUCCUCCUGGUCGGCGAUGCCGCGCACAUCCACAGCCCCAUCGGUGGGCAGGGCAUGAGUUUGGGCAUUCGGGAUGCGAUCAGCCUAGGCCCCAUCCUGCGCGCGCACUUUGAUGCGCCGGAGGACGACCGCCGGCUUAUGGAGUGGGCCCGCUGGCGGCAUGAACGGGCUCUUGGAGUGAUCAGUUUGACAGAGCACGGGAUGGGGUUGAUCACUUCGCAGCGAAAACUGUGGUUUCCCUCGCUUGUGUACGGAAUUAUCCGGAUGCUUGGACGAUUCAAGUUUGUUCAGAAGAUGGUCGCGUAUCGCAUGAGUGGGCUUGCAGAAGUUUAGAGCCAACUGUAUCAGUAGGAUCUGAGUAGAAAUUGUGUAUUUAUAGGUCACAGUAAACAAUGGUCCGAGAUUUGACAUUCAGAUGACCAUGCCCAAGUAAUUACAUUUACAACAGUCGUACGUAGUUAACAGAAUGCUCGUCGAGCCGAACAUGUUACGAGGUGGCCUUGGAACCGAGCUUAAACUCGAUGUCGACCAGCACGGGGGAUUGACUGGCCGGCGAGUGAGUUUCUGACAUGUUCGAUUCCGCGUCUUUCAGGGCCUUGUGCUCGGCGAUUUUCUGAAACAAGAUGUCAACCACUGAAGAUCGCGAAAAUCGACUGCAACGACUUACGGCCUUGAGAGACUCAGUCGCCACCAAAACGGCAUCGAGGGUCGCUUCAGAGAGAUCCACCACCUGUGGCUAUGUGAGCAUGUCGGACCAGCCAGAAUGAAGCAAAAACGCGCACCCUCUCGUGGAUGCGAGUGCGUUGCGCCUCCCAAUCCCGCGACGACUGCGCCGCCGCCGCCGUGUCAGGAUGCGCGGGAUCGAACUGGGCGAGCCGAGCGGCGCGCUUGCACUGCCUCUUAUUCUUGUUGGAGACCCAGUAUGCGCCUACGCCAGCGCCGAGCAUGAAGCAGAGGAGAGCGGGUGCCAUGGAUGUUAGUAGGUAUUCGAGAUUGUGUUACGGAUGACAGAGGCGGAGAUGUGUCGGGUUGCUUUUAUGGGUGUGGCGGAGGGACACGUAUUGGAACGGCACCGCAGUCGUGGCGUCGCGCAGCAGAUCGCAGCCUGUCGCAGCGGUUCAUGCCGAGGGGAGUCGUGUCCCCAGUCACGAUGUCUGCCACAGAGCCGCGAUGAUGACAUCAGAGCGCCAAGCCAGAAUUGAGCGCAACGCUCCGUGCCUGGAUUAGGAAGGAGGUGUCUACCAGGGCCCGAAUAAAACCUCGGAAAGGGUCAAUCCAGAAGCCACAGAUAGCAUUUGAUAGUUUACGAGCGUGGUGGGAUGUAAGCAUUUGAAUUGGUGGCUCGAAAGCGUGGUCUGGUGACCCCAGUGUGAGUAUUGUAAGACCCUCCGAACAUGGGAUGAGGAAGCAGGAAGAGCUUUAAGGGCUGUCCGAGAGUCGGCCUCGAACUAUCGCGCUCGGCCUGUCUCGGAAGUGUCCCGCAUUCAAUCAAGUCGCAGAUGACCCUCGGAAUGACAUCAGUUCCUAUAAGGUCUCACUUGAUAAUCGUAUAUAAGCGCCGCGAAUGCUCUGCGGACCAGACAGUGCCAACAUGAAUCGCGCCCUCCGCUCCCUCCGCCCGUCGACGCUCUCGCGCAGCAUCUUGGCUGCGAGGCACGGGAGUUUCAAAAGCCUGCAGACCCGGCCCAUAUCCCCUCUCAUCCCCUAUCGCACUGUGACCAACACUGUCGGCCCAGGGAGCCAGUCGCUCUCGCAUGCCCGGCAGAACAUCAAGGAGGAGGCGGGAAACUCGAUCCGGGACCUGGCCAAAGCAAUCGCCGGGACAAACCCUGCCAAAGAAGACACUUUCAUCGGGAUAACAGGCACAGUCGCUUCUGAGGUUCCCACCUCGGUCAUGAUCUUCGGGCUUGCUGGCGGGAUCCCGUACAUCGGAGCGGCCGCAACAACCGUCUACCUCGCGCGCGAAGCCACUCUCGCGACAUCGACCAUCGACCACAGCACCGCCCUCAACGUCCUCAACGAGGCGCUCAACCUCCAGGUCACCUACGGCGCGGUGAUGCUCUCCUUCCUCGGCGCGCUGCACUGGGGCAUGGAAUUCGCCGGGUACGGCGGGUACCAGGGCAACCGCCGGCUGAUGCUGGGCGUCGCGCCCGUCCUGUUCGCGUGGCCGACGCUUGCGCUGGACCCGACGAUGGCGCUCUGCGCGCAGUGGGCCGGGUUCACCACGUUGUGGUGGGCGGAUUCCUGGGCGACGGUCUCAGGCUGGACACCCAAAUGGUACGCUCAGUACCGCUUCUACCUCUCGAUCCUCACGGGAGUCUGCAUCAUCGGCUCCCUGGCCGGGAUAACGUACUGGGGCCCCGUCGGUGGCCAUGGGCUGCUCGACAAACGGCUGCGCGAGAUUCGCAAGGAGCGGGCCGAGCUGCAGGCCAAACCUGAGGUAUACUAUGGAAAGGAGGUGACGAUCCUCCCCGGCGAAAGCACCUUCACGCGCUUGCGCAGAACGAAAAACAUCGAGAGGGAGCGGGCUGAGAAACAGAAGGCGGCCGAGCAGACAUGGUUUGACCGUGUGAUCCAGUAGUCUUGAUCUUGAAGGCGAGAACUAGGAGAGUGUUACGAGCGGCGGAAAGAAACCCAGUAUGAUCGAAAUGUACUACUACAAACAGCGUUCGAACGUGUAUGACAGUAGGAUUUGUUGAGACCACAUUGUCAACCGUAGGCUUACCCCAGGGGACACUUUCAAGGAGCUCCGGACUCCGCCGCACGCCAUCGGAUGCUCCCCCCGAAGCACUGAUGGAAUGCAAUCCGUGGAGGCGACUACUGAUGUGACACCAUUGAUGUGCUGAUGGACCAUUAGGACUUGUGGUUUGAAAUGGGGUUAGAGUCAACAGAAACUCUUUUCUUUGUUUCUUUUUUCAGCGAAAAUCGAUGUCGAUUUGCAGUGAAAAUAGACUUGAAAAAAAAAUAUAUAUUUGCAGUUCACUUCUUGGGAGAAAUAGACGUCUAU
This is a messenger RNA of Mycena citricolor, 4386 nucleotides long. The record is from the annotation of a GenBank genome assembly. NCBI's taxonomy places the organism in Eukaryota, Fungi, Basidiomycota, Agaricomycetes, Agaricales, Mycenaceae.